AAAAGUGAUCUCAUUCGGAUCGCGAGACGGCACCUGGCGGCCGCAAAACCGCCUUCCACAACUGCACGGCGCUGCGAGUUAGCCCGUUAGCAAUCCAUUGUCCGACUUCGUGCCUCUCACUCCCCCCAUACUCAGCAUGGCAGCUACCGGCCCUGUCAAACCGGGAGGUGGGCACAUUGUCAAAUUUGUGGGGCACGAUGCCAUCGGACUGCCCGUGAAGCGCAAGCAAGUCCAUCAAGCAUGUCUCCCAUGUCGGAAGCGGAAGAAACGCUGUCGCCAUGUUGAAGAUUCCAUCACAGACACUCUACCAACAGACGACCCCGACCAGGAACCAAGCCAUGGCGUUACCAUCAACGGCGGGGAACGACGGAGCAAAGUCCAACGCCAUACCGCUGCUACCGAUAGGGACACGUCCGAUGCCGCCGCCCAACUGCUCCGCUUCUUCCAUCAUGCCUCAGACACGGCGGCUAGUAGCAGCCCUGAGGAGGACCAGACGCAGCAGCCCCGGCCGAUGUCCCCGGCGCCGCCAUUCCUCGGAGAUCUCAACCCCGAAGGCAUCCUCAUCGAAGCCACCAUGGCCCCAUCCAGGAAACCCCCGCCAGCAGAUGAAGAUCCGGAGCAUCAGGUGCUUGGCUUCUUGCCGCCAACCUCUCCUCGAGGGCCUACUAGUAGAGGGCCACCGACCCGGCGGCACUCCACGGCAUGCACCGGUAGCCCUCAACUAGUCGAAGAAGCAUCCGGCCCGUUUUUCUCAGUCCCGCGCGAAGAUGGCACGAGCCUCACGAUACACGUGCAGGACACGGCCAAAUUCGCAGCCAUCGCCCAAACCCUCGUCAACCGCGGGCUCGCCGACAAGGUGAUGCCCUCGGACACGGAAUGGCGAGCCUUGAGAGACGUGUAUCUGCUUAAGAUCCAGCCCAUCUUUCCCAUUUACGAAACUUCCUGUGUUGUGGACCUGCCGAAAGAAACCGGCUUGCGAGAGCUCAUCCAAGGAUCCAUUUGCCUCGCCGCAGCCACCGACCCAGAUGCUCGCAGCCUGUUAACUUUCAAGUCUUUUGCGCAAGGAUCGAAAACGCAGCGCGUGGUAUCCUUCGACGAAUAUUCGCGAGAGAUGGCCAGCUUCAUCAAUAAACGCCUUGUCGAGCUACAAGAGAGCCGCCAAAUUCCCCUCACCGACCAAAUUCAAGUCAUGGCUCUGACCUGCUUUUACUGGCAGCCGGCGAGCCCCACUGAGAGGUUCGAACCAUUGACCUUGUACGCCAAGCUUGUCAGCAUGGUACAUACCCAUGGCGUGCAUCAAGGGAUUCUGGCGAGCGCCGCCGCCGAAGGCAGCGUAGAAGGACGAGGGAGGAGGCUCUUCAAGUGCUUAUAUGCCCUCGACCGACUGGUGGGCGCCAUAUCUGCGCGGCCACUCAUGUUUCAUAACGUCGACUUGAUACAGGUCCCUCGUCCACACCCCGAGGACUCGCCUAUCUUCAGGCUCUUCAUAUCUCUGAUCCUUGUUCUCGAUCAAGUAAUCGAGAUGUACCGACCGCGACCCAAGUUUAGCUGUGUCGACAUACCCGUCUUCGAGCGCAUGGCCAUUGAAGCUGGGGCGCAGUGUGAACCGGAAAUCCUCCUUGUCACACUCGAAGUACUCUACCAUGCCAUCGGCGUCCUCUCGGUCCGCAUGCCUCGGCACCGUUUUCGAACGGCUCCAGAAUGCGACACCCCCCAGGGGCCGCCUACGCAGCAUUUACCGCCCAGCGGCAUGAAUGCCCGCAGAUCACAUUCCUCCGAUCGAAUUCUCGACAUUAUCAAGGAUUACAAACUCAGCCCAAUGCCCUUUGUACCGUACGCCAUAACGCUGUCUCUAAGUGUGGCGUACCGUAAGUGGCGCUUCAGCCAGCUUCCCGUGUUUCGGACCAGGGGUGGCGCCGACUUCAAAAAGGUGCUUCCUGUGGUGCAGGAAUUAGGCGCCAUAUGGAGCAGUGCCCGGAUCAACGGACAACUUGGACAAGCUGUCAUGUUGAAGCUGGAUCGCAGUGAGAUUUUGAAGAGGAACAGAAAACGUGCGAAGAAAACCGCCGAAGCCUCUGGAGCCAAGGGAGGACGAAAUGGAGAGCUUCGUGGAGCGGAAGACCAAGAGGCAUCGACCGGAGGUCUCGGUGGUGUUCGAGGUGAAGAUGUCACGCAACCCCCUGUGGCAAAUCCUGCGCCGACACCUAGUAGCAGCACUACUCCUCCUGGAGCGCCUUCUAGUCCAGUUAUGUCCCCUGAACCGAGCCAAACGACUCAAGCCCAGGGUGCCCCGAACAUAACCCUAGGACCAUCAACCAGUCUUCGGGCACCUCUGCCCUCACCUGCAGCUUCAUGUCUCACUGAGAGACAACAACCACAAUCUCUGCCCCUCACUUGGACUACCGCCUGGACUGCCGACAAUCACAACAGCAACUUACCCACUGGCCAACCAUGUUCCGCACCACCCAAUGACAACAUCCCCCGACCAAACACGACUCAACAGCCAGAAGUCCCCCUCAUUCACCACUGCAACCAGCCAGACGACCCCAUUCCCUUACCGGGGGAUUUGCUAACCCAGUCGGGUCCCCACGACACGCCGCCGCUGGCGGGACUGUCGGAUGGCAGCCUCGAAGACUUCUUGGUUGACGACGACGCUCUGUUUCGGUCGUGGGACCCGCGGUUUGCUCAGUCGGUUGAUUGCUCCUUCAGCAGUAUUUUAGACCCGGGCAAUCCUUUUGCUUGGCCGGAGUAUUGUAAUUACGAGUGAGUUGCGGGGGUCUCCUGGGGCAUGACUCGGAGAACCGGAUGUCUACGGCGCUACAAAGGGGAAAGAGGGGGGUGGAGGUGGCAUGGUGUACGAUUGAACGCAAUGUUGUGAACGGAUCGCAAUUAUUUGACAGGCAU
Molecule: messenger RNA, 2904 nt
Organism: Chaetomium fimeti
Lineage: Eukaryota; Fungi; Ascomycota; Sordariomycetes; Sordariales; Chaetomiaceae
Exons: 3
Coding region: 137-2767 (876 amino acids)
Biological process (GO): regulation of DNA-templated transcription
Molecular function (GO): zinc ion binding; DNA-binding transcription factor activity, RNA polymerase II-specific
Source: RefSeq, a predicted model, not a curated record